Messenger RNA from Uncinocarpus reesii 1704, 1770 nucleotides. RefSeq lists its product as uncharacterized. Bases 1 to 1770 code for a protein of 589 amino acids. NCBI's taxonomy places the organism in Eukaryota, Fungi, Ascomycota, Eurotiomycetes, Onygenales, Onygenaceae. The transcript has 6 exons. Gene Ontology annotation, biological process: cell division; mitotic sister chromatid segregation. The record is from RefSeq and is a predicted model, not a curated record. Gene Ontology annotation, cellular component: MIS12/MIND type complex.
AUGACCACCAUCCUAGCUCCUACUCGCGCCAGCACGACGAACAAAAUUACGCUGCAUUCGCGUUUGGACGACGCAGUGAAUCGCACGCUCAGAAGUGGUGACUGGGCCCAUUCUCGCGCCACGGACAACCAAUUCCAUAGCCAGACCGCCAGUAGAAGCGCGCUUAUAGGCUUUCGCGGGCUGCAGUCGCCGCCGACCGUCUCGAUACUGGAGGGGCGGGUGGCAAUGUCACAGGCUCGUGUUCAAGAGAAAGAUGCGAAGGCCCAUAGCCGGGCGAAGAGUGGCCCAAGAGAAGCGGGGAAGGAGAACCAUAUUGUGAACGGCUGGAGCGAGGCGGCGAUGAAAAGGAAAGCCUUGGACUAUGAAGAGGAUAUCGAGGGAUUUCAAUUCUCACGCACGUCGCGUUCAAAGAAGCCUCGGCCCUCCCCCGAACCAUUGCCAAAAGAUAGAGCCCCCCAGAAAGUAGCCACUCAGGGACGAUGGGAGAAAGGCAAAGCUAUCAAAUCAGGCGAUAGAGCGAGCCUGGCUCCAGACACGCCGAAUGGGCAGGAUACACGCCGGAGGUCAAAAAGACUAGCUAGUGAUGAACCAGAAAGACCUUCGUCGUCUAGAAGGAAACUCCAGCUACCUGAUUCAACGGAAGACCAGCCAAUGACAAAAAAGGGUAAAUCUGCCCGAACAAAAGCUUCAGAAAUGCGCCCGCAGGUAAUAGAGGAUAUCGAAGAGCGAGCUACCCCACAACCGCCAGCAGAGAUCAAAGUCGCCCUUCCUUUCGCCGAUACACCCGUCAUACAGCGCAAUAAGGACAUGAGACAAGAACGGGGAAGGGGUAAAAGACGAAGUAGCUUUGGAAUGAGGGGCAGAAGGGCAAGCUCAUUGAUUGAUUCUGGGGCAUCGAAUGCUCUACCACAUGACAAGGUCGAUACGGCGGACUUUUACAAACAUAUCGAGAGCGAGGAUUUAUCCGAACCUAGACGAAUGCGACAAUUAUUGACUUGGUGUGCGACUCGGGCAAUAGGCGAAAAGCCUUCUGGUUCAAGGUCCGAGGACGAAAGCGCAAAAUUAGCAGCACGAGUCAUACAGGAGGAAAUCCUUAAGGAACUUUCCAACCGAUCGGAGUUGUCGGAUUGGUCCAAUCGUGAAGAAACCGCGUCACCGGCUGUGGUUGUAAAAAAGCCGAACCCGAAGAAUAUUCAAAAUGCAGAAAAGAUCAAGGAGUUGGAGGAGCAUAUUCUGCGGCAGCGCGCUGUUGGAUGCUUGAUGCUAAGAACUGAGAAGAAGCAACAAUCCGAGUCAGAGCCUCAACCUUCUCCAAUUGAUUCUUCGCUACUCGAUCCCUCUCAGCAAUCGUUGCUAGAUCUUACCCAAGCACCUAUUUUUCCUCCUCAACCACACUCUCAGCCGUUUGUCCCUUCGGAUCUCCAAACGCCGCUGGAUACAUCAGAUCCCGUAUUGUCAUUAACUACGCACCUGUCAUCACUCUCGUCGUCUCUUGCGCCGAUAUUGGAUUCGUUCGCCGCAGGGAUCCAUCACCUUGAAUUAUACCGCUCUGCUGCGGACAAUGUUGCCGGCGGCGUUCUUAGGGCUUGCGCGAAAAGGUUGGAAGAGAGAGACCUUCGCGCCUCGGAGAAAUCAUAUGUAUUUAGAGAGGUGAAGAGUGAAGGCGAGGAAGGUGAAGGAGGUGGCGGAGGCAGGAUCGUCAAAACAGAAAUCGAGAGAGAAGACUUGAGACCUGUUUUGGGGGCGUUGAGCCGGCUAGAAAGAAGAUGA